AUGAGGGUGCGGACUACGGAGGUGCCGUGUCGCUCGGGCCCGAGGGAGACGUCCUCGGGCGAGGCCAGGUCGGCGCGCACGCCGCGCCCCGUCAGCGUCCAGCGACACGCGCCCGGCCUGCACACGAGCGGAACUGUUUUGGGAUAUUACUCUUUUCUGCUAUUGGUGAUUUUAUUACGUGAACUCACACUACUGGAGGGCAUGGCUAACUGCGGGGGCUGGAGUGAGGAGCCCGUCUCUAAGGACAAGCAGCGCCCUCCAAUCUACAAUCCCGAGGAUUAUGCAACUUCUUUGAAGAAAUGGGGCAAGAAGACAGGCGGUGCCAGCCUGUACGAUCUGGAGGCUGGACAGGAUGCCAACAAGUCUAGGACACUGCCCAACCAGGGUAGUAAGGACUUCAGAAAUCCGUGCCUGGGUGUGGGAGAAGAGAUGACCCUUCGUCAGUUUGGAACACCCAGUGAGCUGCUGACCAAGCUCAGAGCUGAUCUACGACUGUCUUUUCCAAGUUUCGUCCAAGAGUUCUCAUGCGAGCCACUAGAUGGCGUGACUUUGUUAUUGGAACUCUUGCGCAACGUCCAACUGAGCCAAUCAGGAGAGGGUGCGCGUGGACCGCCCGCUGUGAGGAGAAGACCGCUAUUAGAUGAAUUAGCUUGUUUACAAUGUUUAUGGAGCUGCUGCAGUCGUUACCCAGACUGCGUACGAAGAUUAGUGUCAGGUUCCAAUGGGGUAUACACCCUCACCGUCUGCAUCAUGUCCACUGUCAAUAAAUCCAGGGUUCUGGCGUUGCAGCUCCUAACGAAAGCCUGCUACCCACCAGCAAAAGGCCACAGCAUGGUUUCCGAAGCUCUAUCCACUCUUCGUCUCCGAUAUGGUGAACCAGUUCGCUUCAGGUUCCUAGUGGGGAUGCUGCAGAGUUCUGGUGGUUCUGGUGAUCUUCAGGCAGCUGGUCUCGCCUUCAUCAAUGCCCUGUUGAGCAGUGCUCCAACUCCUCAAAGGAAGCUGUACAUCCAAGCUGAGUUGGAGCAGGCUGGCUUUGAUAUUGUUACUUUGAAAAAGAUGGUAGCCAAGCUGCCGAGUGCGAACGAUCAAGUGACGAGAGAAAUAGAUGAUUACGAGAAGCAACUGAUCGACAUUGACACGUUGAGCGAGAAGGCAAAUGAGGCUCAGAGAGAAAAAGAUGAUUUGAGGCACAAAUUGGACCUGCUUGAGAAGAGAGUCAAGAUUCUUCAAGAAGAAAAAGGGAUCCUGCUGUCUUUAGAAAAAUGUUUAAAGGAGAAGUGUUGUGAACUUCAGGAGGAAGUGUCGUCACUGCGAUCUGAACAUGGCAACUCCAAUAGGAAGAAACCAUUUGCCAUGAAGAAGAAAAGUUCAGUUCAUAGAAAUAAAGACGAGUCAUCGCCUCCUGAAGACGAAGGUAUCAGCUCCUCAGAGAGAUCUCUUAGCCCUGAAGGUGAUCCUCAACGAGACUCCAUGGUCUACGAAGUAUUCAAUGUCAAAAACGAAACCUACGAUCUAAUGCGAAACAAACGUACGUUACACAAGAAACUUGAAUGCAAGAAGAAUGAUAAGAAAUCUUCAGACGAAGAAGAUGAAACCACAAUAGAUGAAGUUAUUCAAGAAUUAAGAAACAUAGUCAAUCAUGCAGAAUCAGAACAAUAUGCUAAAGAUUUUAUUGAUGAUCGGUCAUCUAGAUGUAACCAAACUUCAGAAAUCAACGUCUCUCUAGAAUGCAAGAAGCAUAGGGAUGAAAAAGAAGAUUCUAUUACAAGCACUAGACACAGUAUACAGAUUAAAGGAAAAGAAGAUUUCCCAGAUGAUAGCGUAGAAGAGGAUCAAGAGUCUGAAAUUGUACCAAGCAAAAUAGUCCCGCACCCACCUAGAAAGGCCAAGAGCCUGCUACACUUAUUUGUCCCACCAGUAGUAGACCAAGGUUUGGUCUACAAACCGCCUGAUCUUUACGAUGAUCACUUCUAUUCCAGUGACGAAGGAUCUGACUCUUUACUUAGCGCCUCAAAAUACACUAAGCCAGUAAGCAAGAAACCUUCGGGUUCUAGUUUUGAUUUCCACGAGUGUCGAGCUGUUUUCAAUUCUAUUACAGAUAGGAAUAAAGAUGAAGGUCGACCUAAGCGUUCUAGGACUCGCUCCAGAGAAGAAAGUAGAAGGACAUCUAUUAAACGAAGUGAGUCCUUCCAAACUUCUGAAAAGGGAUCUAGACAGAGGGAAUACAUUGAUAGUAUGUUUUAUGGUGAAUCUCAUACUCCUCACAUGGGUUCAACGAACCCAUUGCAAAGAUCUAAUUCAAAAUGCAGCCGUGUGGACGAAAUAGUGAACCUGAUUGAGUCCAAGAAACUUACUAAAAGUCUUGACAGGAUUGAUGAGGGACUGAACUCGAUGGUAGAUAUUGUAAUGCUGACUGAACCUAGGAAGCCUAUAUGGCCAUAUGAGAGACGACAGAGAUCCUGUUCCAGGACUAGCAGUGAUGGAGGAAACGAGAGUCCCUUGAUCCCAGUCACCAGGUCCAACAGCAAACUUACCAACAUACAUCGUUACGAUACAAAAUCCAAGGACGAUAUUAUGAAAAUGGAAUCAAAGCAAUUUUACAUGACCCAGCCUAAGUUGAACUCUAGCCUUGAGAGCCAAACUGCUUUCAAUAGCUCAACCUUCCUGGUGAAGCGUGGUCAUAGCAACGCUGGCUUUUACUCUGGCCCUCAUAUGCUUAGAGAUGCUCCUGCCAGCAUGACAAGUCUUGUCGUCACUGGUACACACAGCCACGCAGAUUUGAAGAGAACUCUGUCUCCAAUAGGUUCGAACUCGAGCAAAUACGGCGUCCACAAAGUGACAGAUAUGCCUUCUGGGUUGUACUAAUAGGUGCUUCUAUUGUAUGUUUUCGGAACCAACGACUAAUUUUAGUGUUUCGUACCUAAUUAUAUGGAUAGUGCAAUAUAGCCCUCUAGGAUGAAGUUAACAUUUAGUAUAACAUUCAGUUUUUGGUUGAUUUAAAUGGCUGUCAAUAAUUUAUUUACCACAUGGGUUAACGUUAGCAAAUAUAAACUGGGCUAACAUAAUUUGUGAGUAAAACUAGUAACAAUUUACUUAAAUUCUACUUUUCUCUGGAAAAAAUGAAAGCUACUUAAAUGAUUUUGGGAUUUAAAAUAUCACUCAGAAUCUAGUCUGCUGUUAAAUCUAAUAUGUUUUCGACCUGCCAAAACUGAAUGUGUAAGUUCAUCUUUUAAUUUAUUUUUAGUUGUUUAGCGAUUAAUUAAUUAUUAUGUAUCUUGGUAAUUUUGUUUUGUAGCAAAAUUGGCUUAAGAUCACAAUGUCACUGCUGCCAGUUCAUCGUUCGUUAUUUUUAUUUUACUUCUGUUAUCAUUUUGAACUCUUGCAACACCAUACACGAGUUUCGAUGUUAAAUUUGAUAUUUAGAACUACUUGAAUCGAUAUUUCAAAAUGUAUUACCAUCAUUUCAUUUGUCAUGCAUCUUUUAAAUCAAUCAUUAAAUAUAUCUAGUGCAAAUAUGUCUGUAUAUUUGUUUACUACCUACCUUAUUUGAUCGUUGUAAAUAAUUCAAUUAAAUCGUAAUAUUUUCUUGUAUUUACUUUAUUAUUGUAAU
Spodoptera litura is the source of this 3610-nucleotide messenger RNA. RefSeq lists its product as uncharacterized. Lineage: Eukaryota; Metazoa; Arthropoda; Insecta; Lepidoptera; Noctuidae. Gene Ontology annotation, molecular function: small GTPase binding; actin filament binding. Gene Ontology annotation, biological process: regulation of cell shape; cell migration; cortical actin cytoskeleton organization. Gene Ontology annotation, cellular component: cytosol. The record is from RefSeq and is a predicted model, not a curated record.